Molecule: messenger RNA, 1209 nt
Organism: Saccostrea echinata
Lineage: Eukaryota; Metazoa; Mollusca; Bivalvia; Ostreida; Ostreidae
Product: nmrA-like family domain-containing protein 1
Exons: 4
Coding region: 112-1026 (304 amino acids)
Source: RefSeq, a predicted model, not a curated record
GUUGCUACACGCCACUGUUUAAUCCCAUACUACGACGAAGUGACAUGAACGACUCUCCAAUACACACUUUAAAUAUUCCAUAGAACUGUGUGUCCUUGUAAAUUAUACAGAAUGUCAAAAAUUGUCGCCGUAUUUGGCGCCAAUUGCGCUCUUGGUGCAGCUGUUGCAAGGAGUUUGGCAAAAGACAGUAACUUCAUGGUCAAAGCCGUGGACCCCGAUGGUUCCGGUCAAUAUUCAUCGGAAAUUCGUGCCAGUGGUGCUCAGGUGGUUCAGUGCAAUUUGGAGGACGUUGGAAGCAUCAGUCAGGCACUCUCUGGCUGUGAAUGUGCUUUUGUAACGACUGUUUCCAAUUUUAAUAACCCUGAUUUCAUGGACGACGAAAUCCGACAAGGAAUGAACAUUGCUGACGCAUGUGCAAAGAGUAAGGUAUCCCAUGUUGUGUUCAACACUGGUCUCCACACAAUUAAAAUUAUUGGUAUUGGAGCCCGCCAUCUGGUGGCCAAGGCCGAAGUAGAGGCGUACAUGAAAGGAAAAGGAGUACCAUUAACUUCAUUAAUGGUACCUACUCUCUAUGACGAUCUCCUCGACAUUCUCAAACCGCUACCAGCUGGCCAGAAUAACAGAUGGCUGGCUAUUCCGAUGGGUAUUACACCGCUGGACAUGAUCAGUGUUGAUGACGUAGGGGACAUUGUACGCGUCAUUUUAAAUAAUAGGACCGGACACCUGCACAAAACCCACAGCGUUUGUGGUGAUAAACAAACCAUCAAAGAAAUGGCACAAAUCAUGUCUCGACAUCUCGCUCCUCUGUAUUUCCAAGACAAACAGGUGACGAUACAUGAAUACCAGCAGUUGAAUGCCCAGUUUCCUUGGUCCCAGGACUACGCUAAUAUGUUUGACUUUUACCUUCGUGUCGACCAAAGGUUUAAUGUGGACGCUACCCAACGAUUAAGCUCAUCAUUACGUAUCAAGUGUUUCCAGGAAUGGGUUCAAGCUAACUCUGGAAAGCUUAAGAAAGCUUUUUCAUGAAAACAUGCAAUUGACACUGUCUUCAUAAUUUACUGUCUUAAUUUAUAACGGUUUGUUCACGCAGUUAUCGGAACUUUUACCGAUUGUGUGAUAUUCACAGUUUAUUAGACGCAAAACUUGUUUACACAAAAUGAGAGUCAUUUGUUCACUGCUUUGCUUUAUAUACAUAUUGAUGUAUUUGAA